AACAAUUCACCAAUUUUUUUUAUUUAAUGGCUUCCUCAGAAACCAUAGUGCAGUAUAUAGUGAUACGAUCAGAUUUAACUAAAGAGUUUCAAUGGUCUUUGGGAGCUGUUAUGGCUCAAGCUUGCCAUGCAAGUUGUGCAGCCAUUCAUACAUAUUACAAGGACCCUUUUGUACAAGAUUAUUUAAAGCAAUUUCAAUUAAUGCAUAAAAUAAUUUUACAAGUACCUGAUGAAAAUGCGUUACGCUCACUCGCCACAAAGCUUGCUGAUAAUGAUAUAAAAUUUUGGUUAUGGGAGGAAAAGCCUGAGAACGUUGCAACAUGCUUAGCAUCUAAGCCUGGUCCACGAAGUACACUUAAAAAUCACUUUCGAUCUUUAAAAUUAUUAUGACAAGCUUGGUUGAUAAAAAAAAUUUUUCUGGAUGUAUCCUGAACAUUUUUAUUGCUAGGCCAUUUUUUUUCUUUAUCGGUUUGAUUACUAGGUCAUAUGCUGUAGAUGAAAACGAGAAUUUUUAUUUUUAAUUCCUUUCAUUUAUUGUGAAAUUGUUUGCUAAGAAGAACAAAAUGUACUUAGUCAUUUGCCACCUUGAUACACUCUACCUUAUUAGUUCUUUGUAUA
Hylaeus volcanicus is the source of this 617-nucleotide messenger RNA. Its product is annotated as putative peptidyl-tRNA hydrolase PTRHD1. Lineage: Eukaryota; Metazoa; Arthropoda; Insecta; Hymenoptera; Colletidae. The record is from RefSeq and is a predicted model, not a curated record. The transcript has 4 exons. Gene Ontology annotation, molecular function: peptidyl-tRNA hydrolase activity. The coding region runs from base 27 to 389 and encodes 120 amino acids.